Messenger RNA from Medicago truncatula (barrel medic), 2344 nucleotides. Its product is annotated as heat shock cognate 70 kDa protein 2. Gene Ontology annotation, molecular function: ATP-dependent protein folding chaperone; ATP binding. Bases 140 to 2086 code for a protein of 648 amino acids. NCBI's taxonomy places the organism in Eukaryota, Viridiplantae, Streptophyta, Magnoliopsida, Fabales, Fabaceae. The transcript has 2 exons. The record is from RefSeq and is a predicted model, not a curated record.
ACCAUAAGAACAUUCUAGAAUCCCAAAAACUCUAUUAUAUAAACACUUUCACAAUUCGCAUAUUACCCUAACACAAACUCUUUUCUCUCUUUUACAUUUUCUCGUAAACCAAACCCUAGCGUUCUUGAAUUCAUCAACAAUGGCCGGAAAAGGAGAAGGUCCUGCAAUCGGAAUAGAUCUGGGAACAACGUACUCGUGUGUUGGAGUAUGGCAACACGAUCGUGUUGAGAUCAUUGCUAAUGAUCAAGGGAACCGAACGACGCCGUCUUAUGUUGCUUUCACUGAUAGUGAAAGGUUGAUCGGUGAUGCUGCUAAGAAUCAGGUUGCGAUGAACCCUGUUAACACUGUUUUCGAUGCAAAACGUUUGAUUGGUAGGAGAAUUUCUGAUGCAUCUGUUCAGAGUGACAUGAAGUUGUGGCCUUUUAAGGUUAUUGCUGGUCCUGGUGAAAAGCCAAUGAUUGGUGUUAACUACAAGGGUGAGGACAAGCAAUUUGCUGCUGAGGAAAUUUCGUCUAUGGUACUCAUAAAGAUGCGUGAGAUUGCUGAAGCUUACCUCGGUUCAACUGUGAAGAAUGCCGUUGUUACAGUUCCAGCUUACUUCAAUGAUUCGCAGCGUCAAGCCACAAAGGAUGCCGGUGUCAUUGCAGGACUCAAUGUCUUGAGAAUUAUCAACGAGCCAACAGCUGCAGCUAUUGCGUACGGACUUGACAAAAAGGCUACAAGUGUUGGCGAGAAGAAUGUGUUGAUCUUUGACUUGGGAGGUGGUACUUUUGAUGUGUCUCUUCUUACUAUUGAAGAGGGUAUUUUUGAAGUUAAGGCUACUGCUGGUGAUACCCAUCUUGGUGGUGAAGAUUUUGACAACAGAAUGGUUAAUCAUUUUGUUCAGGAGUUUAAGAGGAAGAACAAGAAGGAUAUUAGUGGAAACCCUAGAGCACUUAGGAGGUUGAGGACAGCUUGUGAGAGAGCGAAGAGAACUCUCUCUUCUACUGCACAAACUACCAUUGAGAUUGAUUCUUUGUUUGAGGGUGUUGAUUUUUACACCACAAUCACCCGUGCAAGAUUUGAGGAACUUAACAUGGAUCUGUUCAGAAAGUGUAUGGAGCCUGUUGAGAAGUGUUUGAGAGAUGCUAAGAUGGACAAGAACUCUGUUCAUGAUGUUGUUCUUGUUGGCGGUUCAACUAGAAUUCCCAAAGUUCAGCAACUGUUGCAAGAUUUCUUCAAUGGUAAAGAGCUUUGCAAGAGUAUCAACCCAGACGAGGCUGUUGCUUAUGGUGCCGCUGUACAAGCAGCAAUUUUGAGUGGUGAAGGCAAUGAAAAGGUUCAAGAUUUGCUGCUUUUGGAUGUCACUCCAUUGUCUCUGGGUCUAGAAACUGCUGGUGGUGUCAUGACUGUAUUAAUUCCAAGGAACACCACAAUUCCAACCAAGAAGGAGCAAGUUUUCUCUACUUACUCAGAUAACCAACCUGGUGUGUUGAUCCAAGUUUAUGAAGGUGAGAGAGCAAGAACCAGAGACAACAACUUGUUGGGAAAAUUCGAGCUUUCUGGCAUUCCUCCAGCACCCCGUGGUGUUCCUCAAAUCACAGUUUGCUUCGACAUUGAUGCCAAUGGUAUCUUGAAUGUCUCUGCUGAGGACAAAACAACUGGGCAGAAGAACAAGAUUACCAUCACCAAUGACAAAGGUAGGUUGUCUAAGGAAGAAAUUGAGAAGAUGGUUGAGGAAGCAGAAAAAUACAAGGCUGAAGACGAGGAACACAAAAAGAAGGUUGAUGCAAAGAAUGCUUUGGAAAACUACGCUUACAACAUGAGGAACACAAUUAAAGACGAGAAGAUUGGUUCAAAGCUUUCACCUGAGGACAAAAAGAAGAUUGAUGAUGCAAUUGACGCUGCAAUUCAGUGGUUGGACAGUAACCAGUUGGCAGAGGCUGAUGAGUUUGAAGAUAAGAUGAAGGAACUUGAGAGCCUUUGCAACCCAAUCAUUGCCAAGAUGUAUCAAGGUGGAGGUGCUCCUGAUAUGGGUGGUGGUAUGGAUGAUGAAGUUCCUCCAGCAGCAGGUGGUGCUGGUCCUAAGAUUGAAGAAGUCGAUUAAAUUUAAUGUUUGAUUAGUUAGACGGGGGUCAUAUAUUGCGGUCAAGGUCCUUUCAUUUCCUUGUUUUAGAUAUUUUGGCCAGUGUUUUGGGGUUUACCUUCUGAUAUGGGAUAUGGUGGUGGUGAUUAGAGGGUUAUUUUGUUUGAUUUUGAGCAGUACAUGUCGAUGAAAGACUUUUGAAUUCUUUUUGGUAAUGGAAUGAAACAAUUUUACUGGCCAACUUGAUUCCUUUAUUCUAUUUCUCUACGAUUUGCUAUA